Messenger RNA from Brienomyrus brachyistius, 6858 nucleotides. Its product is annotated as signal-induced proliferation-associated 1-like protein 2. The transcript is spliced from 23 exons. The record is from RefSeq and is a predicted model, not a curated record. Gene Ontology annotation, biological process: activation of GTPase activity; regulation of small GTPase mediated signal transduction. NCBI's taxonomy places the organism in Eukaryota, Metazoa, Chordata, Actinopteri, Osteoglossiformes, Mormyridae. Gene Ontology annotation, molecular function: protein binding; GTPase activator activity. The coding region runs from base 472 to 5589 and encodes 1705 amino acids. Gene Ontology annotation, cellular component: cytoplasm.
CUAUAGCUCUGCUCAGAGGUUUCUUGGUUUAGUCGGAGCUGUGCACCAUUGAUCAGGGUCUCCAAACGGUGACAGGGACUCGACUCUCAUCCGCCGGGAUGAUAUCGGAGGGGGCUCUUAUUUCCAGAUGAUGUGGGAUUUAUCCUUGCUGGAGCAGUAGGCCCUUUGGAGAAUCUGUCUUCAGCGGCUGCUGUCUGGAUCUAGCCGUGGUUAGGACGCUGUCCCGCAUCACUGCAUCAGCCUCCUCUGGCACAUGAUGGACUCGUGGUAACAGCGACACCUUGUCGCAAGCACAUUUUCUGGCAGUUGCCUUGCAGCCAAGUGCCCCCCGCUCACCAAGACGCUAGCUAUCGGUUAAAUGGUGUCUGAUGAUGUAACAAUGAGGGGCCUUGGGAACGUGUGAGCAACCUGAGAUUAAGGGCUGACGACUGGGCUGAUCUGGGGGCAGAGCCCAAGGGGGAACCAAUCAGUAUGCAGUCGGAUGACCUGUUCAAUAAGAAGCUCAGGGCCCUGAAUGGGAACAUGGGACCUCCGACCCCCAAUGCGCAGGGGGCACCGGCGAUGCCUAAAAUGGGCGUCCGGGCAAGAGUGUCAGAGUGGCCCCCGAGGAAGGAGGGCUGGGAGGGCCGUCCUGCGGCCAACUACGAGAGCUUGGUGAUAGACUUUCAGAAUGGGCAGUCAAGUCCUGGGUUGGAUGUGGACGAGCAAGGUAGGGCCAUCCUCUUAGACCCUGCCUUUGCUGAGUCCAAGUACACCCUCGGGGAUAUUCUGAGCCACUCUCAGCACAAAGGGCUUCAUCCCAUCCGGCAGAGAAGCAACAGCGACGUGACCAUCAGUGAUAUCGAUGCAGAGGACGUGGUGGCUCAGAGCGCCGUCAAUCCCAACACUGGGGCCUCUCUGCACCGUGAGUACGGCAGCACCUCGUCCCUUGACCGUUCGGGCUUGUCUGGCGAUAGCUUCCUAGGUGCAAUGAAGGGCUACCGGCCAGAGACCCUAGAUCCUCGGAUAGCCCCACCUAUGGGGUUUCCCGAGUUGCUGCACUACGAUACUACCGUGACCUCCCUCUCACCAAGCCUGCAGACGGCGGCACAGAUCGCCCGUGGCGAGAUCGUGCAUCUCCCAGGUUUCGACUGCAUGGAUGGUGCCCUCCUGUAUAGCCGCGACCGGGACCGGACAUUCAUGCAGCGGCUUCGGGCGGACAGCUCAGAAACGUCGCUAUUCCGGAAGCUGCGGCCCAUCCGCAGUGAGCACGACGUGCUCCGGCUCUCCACAGAGCAGGAUGACGGCAGUCGCUACAGCCGACCCCUCAGCUUCCAGAAGUGCUUUGCCCACUAUGAUGUACAGAGCAUCCUGUUCAACAUCAGCGAGGCGGCUGCCAACCGCGCCAACAUGGCCAAGAGAAAGAACACCACGACAGGGGCAUCUGCCGCUUCGCAGUACCAGGUGUCUGGUGGCAUGCAGCUUUGCGAGUCCCCACUGGGCAGCCGGGAGGACCUCAACUCCAAGGAGAGCCCGGAUACUGACGAGGGCGACGGGAAGAGCAAUGGCCUCGUCCUCAGUUGUCCGUACUUUCGCAACGAAAUCGGUGGCGAGGGUGAACGGAGGAUCUCCCUCUCCAGAGCUAACUCAUCCCCCUAUGGUGCUGGGGAAAGCUGUUCCUUUGAGUCAUCCCUCAGCUCCCAUUGCACGAAUGCGGGGGUGUCCGUGCUUGAGGUGCCCAAGGAGAGCCAGCCCAUCCACCGUGAGAAGGUCAAGCGCUACAUCAUUGAGCACAUCGACCUCGGUGCCUACUAUUACCAUAAGUUCUUCUACGGCAAAGAGCACCAGAGCUACUUUGGCGUGGAUGAGAACCUGGGCCCUGUAGCAGUCAGCAUCCGCAGGGAGAAGCUGGAGGAUGGGAAGGAGAAAGAGGGCUCUCAGUAUACCUACCGCAUCACCUUCAGGACCAGCGAGCUGACCGCUCUGAGGGGGGCCAUCCUGGAAGAUGCCGUGCCGUCCACGGCGAAGCACGGCACGGCCCGGGGACUGCCGCUCAAGGAGGUGCUGGAGUAUGUGGUUCCUGAGCUCAACAUCCAGUGCCUGCGGCUGGCCCUCAGUUCACCCAAGGUGCCUGAGCAGCUGCUGAAGCUGGACGAGCAGGGGCUGAGCUUCCAGCACAAAGUGGGCAUCUUGUACUGCAAGGCCGGCCAGAGCACCGAGGAGGAGAUGUACAACAACGAGAGCGCCGGGCCCAGCUUCGACGAGUUCCUGGACCUGCUUGGGCAGAGGGUGCGGCUGAAGGGCUUCACCAAGUACAGAGCACAGCUGGACAAUAAGACGGACUCCACUGGGACGCACUCCCUGUACACCACCUACAAAGACUACGAGCUGAUGUUUCACGUGUCCACGAUGCUCCCCUACACCCCCAACAACAGGCAGCAGCUCUUGCGGAAACGGCACAUAGGCAACGACAUCGUCACCGUUGUUUUCCAAGAGCCCGGCGCCCUGCCCUUCACCCCAAAAAACAUCCGCUCCCACUUCCAGCACGUGUUCGUCAUCGUCAAGGUGCACAACCCUUGUACCGAGAACGUGUGCUACAGUGUGGCCGUUUCCCGAUCAAAAGAUGUGCCCCCCUUCGGCCCACCCAUCCCUAAGGGCGUGACUUUCCCAAAGUCCGCUGUGUUCAGAGACUUCCUGCUGGCCAAGGUGAUCAACGGCGAGAACGCCGCCCACAAGUCCGAGAAAUUCCGUGCCAUGGCAACACGCACGCGCCAGGAGUACCUCAAGGACCUGGCGGAGAACUUCGCCAGCACCACCGCUGUGGACUCGGCCGUCAAGUUCAGCUUCAUCACGCUGGGCGCCAAGCGGAAGGAGCGGGUGAAGCCACGCAAGGACGCCCACCUACAAAGUGCCGGAGCCGUGACGUGGAGCGUCGUGGCACGCGACUUUGGCCAGGCCACCGACAUCGAGUGCCUGCUUGGCGUGUCCAAUGAGUUCAUCGUCCUCGUCGAGGAGGAGACCAAGGAUGUGAUCUUCAACUGCUCGUGCCGGGACGUCAUUGGCUGGACAUCAGGAGUCAUGAGCAUCAAGAUGUUCUAUGAGCGUGGGGAGUGCAUCCUGUUCUCUGCCCAGGACGGCUGCGAGGAGGAUGUCCGGGAGAUGGUCCAGAGGCUGGAGGUUGUCACCAGGGGCUGUGAGACCUCGGAGAUAACCCUGAGACGGAACAGCCUGGGCCAGCUGGGCUUCCACGUGAACUUCGAGGGUGUUGUGGCCGACGUAGAGCCUUUCGGCUACGCCUGGCAGGCGGGACUACGGCAGGGCAGUCGGCUGGUGGAGAUCUGCGGCGUGGCGGUGGCCACAUUGACACAUGAAGAAAUGAUCGACCUGCUGCGCACAUCGGUAACGGUGAAGGUGGUGAUCAUCUCGCCACAUGAAGAUGGCACGCCCAGGAGGGGCUGCUCGGAGCUAUACAGGAUCCCCAUGGUGGAGUACAAGCUGGACAGCGAAGGCACCCCCUGCGAGUACAAGACCCCGUUCCGCAGGAACACCACCUGGCACCGCGUGCCUGUGGCCGCCGGGCAGCCCCUGUCGCGUGGCUCCCCCACCCAGGGCCCCGAGAGGCCGUCCUGCCAGCCGCUCCUCCAGCAGGCCCAGGUCGGCCUGCCCCGCAGCACCUCCUUUGACAGAAAGCUGCAGGACAGCUCCAGGGCAAUGCAGGACCUGGAGAGCCCCCAGAUCUCCCUGUGCGGUAAGGGGGAUCCCAGCCAGCACUACCGGAGCUCCCCCAGCAACCAGUCGUCAUCGAGCGACCCCGGCCCGUGCGGCAGCGGCACCUGGGCCCAGCAGGCUGGAUACGAGGGCUGCCAGUCGCCUGUUCUUCACGAUGGCUCAGGAGAUGGUCUGGGGGGCCACCUAGAUGCAGAUGGGCUGCGGGACAGGGAACCCCCCCUUGAAAGGACCAGAUCAGCCGAGGCGAAGUGGCACAUCCCCUCCACCAAGAUCCUGAAUGCUUUGAAGGACAGAGGCCUACAGAAGGAGGGAAAGGAUUCUCCAAACAGGCUGCCUCGCGUUGGUGAUAAGAGCUGCCCCAGCCACUGCUCUAGCCACUCCAGCAGCAACACGCUGUCCAGCAACGCCUCCAGCAACAGCGAUGACAAGCACUUUGGCUCAGGCGACCUAAUGGACCCCGAGAUGCUGGGCCUCACCUACAUCAAGGGCGCGUCCACCGACAGCGGUAUCGACACGGCGCCCUGCAUGCCAGCCUCGGCCCUGUCCGCCAUGACGGCCAGCCGGCUGCUGCUGCCUGGCCGCGGGGAUGCAGCGCUGCAGUGGGCCGCCGAGCCCCCGGAAGAUGGGGGUCGAGAUGACGACGAGCCGACCAAGCUGUACCUGGCGCAGGGCUACGUGCCAGCAGUGGCCAGUAGCCGCAUGGCUGGAGGCAGUAUCGGUGACCUAAGCGAGAUCUCCUCCCACUCCAGCGGAUCCCACCACUCGGGCAGCCCGUCCACCCGCAGCUCCAAGCUGGGCAUCUCUCUGGACUCCUCGAAAGUCUACAUCGUCUCCCCGGGCGGCCUGCUGCCCAGCUCCACCAUGGACGUACGAGCAUAUGCUCGCCAGGCUCCGCCAAGCAAGUACCUGAUUGGCUGGAAGAAGGCAGAGGACAGCCCUCCACCCGAGGAGGCCGACAGGUUGGCAGAGUGUGGGCAGCUGUACGCAGACAUCCCCCUGCAGAUGCAAGCAGCUAUACGAGACGGCAAGCUUCCCAAGAGCAUGUCCAAGGAGGAGUUCCUCAAGAUGAUUCUGCCCGAUAGCGUCUCCGAAGAGGAUGGCCGGCGGAAGCUGUCCUCCGCCGGCACCCUGUCUCCGCGGCGCUCGCUGUACCGCACGCUGUCAGACGAGAGCGUGUGCAGUCACCGGAGGGCCUCGUCCUGCACCAGCACGCGUGGCUUUGCCCUGGACCAGGCCGCACCCAAUGACAUCCUCUUCAGCAGCACGCCGCCCUAUCGCAGCACGCUGCCCCCGCCACGCCCCGCCCUUGGCCACGCCUCCAACCUGCGGAACGAAUGCUGGUCCUCUGACGGCUCCCUGGCAGACAAGUCCAAGUUCACGGAUCCUGGGCUCAUGCCACUGCCGGACCCCAUCUCCGGCCUGGACUGGUCCCACCUGGUGGACGCUGCCCGGGCCUUCGAAGAGCUGUCCUUUGCUCUCUUUCUGGAAGGCCUCCAGCAGGACCCGGAGUGCGGUGCUCUGUACCAUCACGCAGAUGUUAUAGACCAGCGCGUGGCCUCCUUCUGCACCAUGACGGACAUGGAGCGGCCCCUGGGCCUGGAUGUCUCCCACGAGCUGAGCAGACAGCUGGUCACUUCGCAGGGCUCUAGCCUCGAGCCGGGUGAGGGGACCUUGACUGGUAAGGUGAACCAGCUGGAGCUGAUCCUAAGGCAGCUGCAGAAUGACCUGCGGAAGGAGAAGGAGGACAAGGCCAUGCUGCAGGUACAGGUGCAACACCUACGGCAGGACAACCUCCGUCUGCACGAGGAGAGCCAGACGGCAGCCGCCCAACUGAGGAAGUUUACAGAGUGGUUCUUACACUCCAUGGACAAGAAGCCGUGAGGAACACUGGACAGCCAAUGGGAGGGCUCAGGAGACCUGGGGCCUCUUCCCAUUGGUGGAAUGUAAACUGUGGACACUGCUACACAGUGGUUGUCGUUGCUUUUGUGGUAUCCAGACGGAGAAGAUAGGAAGAGGAGAGAUGAGUGCUGAUGGCAGGGGGUUGGGGGGUAUUUUUGGACUCUGCUACCUGUGGGACAGGAUGUGACGAAUGCACUGGGCUUCAGGCAGUUGGCUGUAGGUCACGCUUCCUAGCGAGAAGAACCAGAAACCAUCUUAAAAAGUGGGAGAUAAAAAAAAAAAUGAAUGUAACACGUAAAAACCAUAUUUCAGCUGGAGACGGGACACAUCACGGCCAAAGGCCAUUUCAAAGGCCAGGAAGAUCUCUGAACCUACAAGUGACGCUGUCUGCUGAUUGGUGAAUCCCUUGUUUGUGUUUGCCUUUUUUCACAAUUCGGAUAUAGGACGUAUAGGUGCUCUCUCACUGUGUAUGUGCGUGUGCGCGGGCGCGUGUGUACCGGUGUGUGUGUGUGUGUGUCAGCUGGUCCGGGUGUUCGUUUGUGCCCGUUUGUAUAAGCACCGUUUUUAAGUAGUUUGCAAAAUACCCCACUGUUACAUUGUACUAGCAAUAAAGAACUGUGCUUAAAGGUUAGAACUAAUGUAAUAUCAUUAAGACAAGGUCACAUAGACGUUUAUUUUGCAGGAGCAGAUUGUGCCUGAUAGGGAUAGUCUUUAACUUUCUUUCCUUUACCCCAUUUUUUUAAAUUCCAGCUCUCCUUUCAGACAUGCCUUGUCCCAGUUCUCUCCUCAUGGUUCUCCAGAUUGUCAUGUGUGUAUAGCGGCAAAAACUCUGUUUUUAUGCAGUCGUCCUAGAACUACAGGAUGUGAGUCAGCAAACUACUUUAACAAUGCCAAAAUUAGUUUUCAUUUGUACAGAGCCUCAGAGGAAGCGUCUUGUAAUUAACACUCUUAUUUAAGUUUAUUUAACCAGAAAUCGUUUUAUUUUAUCCAGAGUAUUUUUUUUCCUUUUUUGUUUUCCUGCACUAAAAAGUGGAAUAGCUCUAUCUCCGCUGUUGUGUCUGUUGCUUUCCAGAGAGAUUAUAUAUACAUAUAUGUGUAUAAAUGAUGGUAAAUGAUUAUUUCUGGAAAGUCCAACAUUUGGAUGCUGCUAGACUACAGUUCCUUGGUUUGUAUGCUUUUACAAAUGUUCUUAUCAGACUCAUUUAAGAUGGGAAGUACGUCAGCUUUUCUGAAAUAAACGUAGGUUACGUA